AUGUUCGGCUUCCUGCGCAACCAGAGCCGGGCGGGUUCGCGCACGUCGUCGCCAUCACGCCGCGGACCACGGAUCUACAUCAACGUUCCCAGUUACGGCGGCGUGUUCAUGACCCGUCCCGCCCCGGAUGCCGAUCACGGCUCGGUCUCUACGCUGGCCGAUAUCGAUACCCGCGGGAGGGAAUUGCAUGGCGAAGUCGAGAUCGACUUGCCACGCGGUACUGGUCGGCGGAGGUGUCGUGCCGUACGCGUCACCCUGCGUAAUGUCAGCCGGCUACACAUGGGCGACGAGAGGGGGUGGGAGGAGGAUGUAUUGUUUGAGCGAACGCUCGAGGUUAAAGGCGCUAUUAUUCUCGAGGAGGGUGUCACUCGAUUCAGCUUUACCAUUGUGGUUCCAUGGUCACUUGCGCCGUAUGAUGUUCACCCGACCGGAUCGAUUAAUACUACGAUCCACGCAGAGGUCGAGGGUCUCGCUGGCAAGACGCGCAAGACGCCCUCGCCAGGCUCGUCAUUGGCCAACACGCCUUCGGGGACGCCGAAACGCGGACGCUCGCCUGUGCGCCAGCGCUCUGCCGUUCUGCCAGAGAGCCGGGGAUCGAGCGGGAGCGGGACGCCAGUCGAGGUUGGAGAUGGGUUUAACGCACCAGGAACACAUGAGAUACUCUCACAGAUGCUCGUGUCGUGGAGCGAUCCAUCCAGCGCAGCGGCCGACGAGGCCGAAGUCAAGUGGUUGACUGGGACGGUCAAGACCAACCGCUCCAUCACGCUACUGUACAAUCCCGACCCGAGUAAUGGUGUUUCGACGCUCGAUGAGAGGCGGCGCGGCGAUGUCGACGGCCUCGGCGCGUUCGAGGUCCGCUACCUGUCCCAAGUUUGGACAGUCUGCGCCCUCAUGAACAUCAUGCUCAACAUGUCCCACCCAGACCCCAAGACGACCAUCUACUACGCCCGCGUCUCGAUGGUGCAACGGGUCGCGACAAUGUCACCGCGUGACGACGCGGCUACUACCAAGCCGCGUAUUUCCAACACAACCUUCCCGUUGUGGGAGAAGGGUAUCAAGCCACCACCACAGCGCCCGACGCAGGGCACUCCGGCAAUCUGGCGCGGAACAGAGGCGGGCGGAAAGGACGAGGGCGGGCUCUCGCUGAUUGGGAGCGCGCGCUUGCCGACCGACGAGACGGGCCGGCCAUCGACUCUGCCUCUCGUCCAAACCCCCAUGUCGACAUCCCACGCAAUCCUCCUGGAAGUCUUCUACUCGGUAUACGGCGAGGACGUCUCUGGCAACAGCCUUCCUACACCGGCACAGGGCCACCUCCGCCUCCUCAAAGUCGACAAGCCAGUGACGAUCCCUUCCUGCGCCUUCAUUCCCGACGUUGUCGAUCUUCCCUCAUACGGCUCACACAGCUUCUCCUCGGAAGCAUGCAAAGUCUGCUCCACGCCGGCCGCAGAACAACUAUGCCGCCUCUGUACAUCCUCAGUGCCCCAUGUCCGGCACGACCAUCCCCCAAAGAGGGUCGGGAACGAGAACGGGAUCUGCCCCGACUGCGAGUAUCGGUUCGUGACGGACGACGUCAAGAAUAAGUGGGCGGACUGUGCGUGUGGGCUCAGUCUGCAGGCGCUCGAGGCGCGUAUGCGCGGUGUGGAUCUCGAAGAUGCGGGGGUCGAGCCGGCUAGUGAGAGGAAGGGGAGGGAGAUGGUGUACAGCGGGGCGAAUUCGGGAACGAGCACGCCGGCCAUAGGCACGAGUGCCAACACUGUGAGCUCGAUGGGUUCGCACGUCGGGAACGCGCGGGGAGAUACCACGCCGACCACGCCGGGAAUGACCACGCCGGGAAUGACCACGCCGGGAAUGACCACGCCGGGAAUGACCACGCCGGGAAUGACCACGCCGGGAAUGACCACGCCGAUGACCACGCCAGGUGGCAACACACCGGAAGCGACGACGCCGGCAGCGACAAUCCCAGACGCACCACCCGCGUACGAGUAA
This is a messenger RNA of Cutaneotrichosporon cavernicola, 1986 nucleotides long. RefSeq lists its product as uncharacterized. Lineage: Eukaryota; Fungi; Basidiomycota; Tremellomycetes; Trichosporonales; Trichosporonaceae. The record is from RefSeq and is a predicted model, not a curated record. The transcript is spliced from 4 exons. The coding region runs from base 1 to 1986 and encodes 661 amino acids.